AUGGGUGACCCCGCGUCUCCUGCCCCCUCCAAAGAGGGAUCCUGGGCCUUUACCUCACUGAGCUGGUCUCGUAUGUACAGCUGGUGGAACGGUUAUGUUCAUUCAGAUAGAAACACCGACAUCUGUGGGUGCACUCUUUGGACUUUUCCCUCUCUUACCUCGAGAAUUUCAGUGGAGCACGGACUAAGCAAGUUAUUUCGGUGGCAGGCAGAGCUUCUAAGCCUUUUCGCGCUGCAAAACUGGCGUGUGAAGGUUGUCACGCAUGCUCUCUCAGCUAUGCAGCGGCCUCCCAGCUUGGUUAUUGUACAAUGUGGAUACCAGCAGCCAAGCCCUGCAGGAGCCCAGGAGGCGAAAGAGCUGGGAGGGUAUUCUCCCGAGCAUAACGUAAUAUGGAUAUGUGGCAACCGCCUCUGGUCUCCAUUCAAUUUCAGACGGGUGUUGUUGCAUGAGUUGCUUCAUGCGUUUGACUUCGCGCGUGCAAAGAUCGACACUGAUGACUGCAGCCAUAUUGCGUGCACCGAAAUCCGUGCCAUCAAUCUUUCAGAGCAGUGUGGCUUGUGGGCCUCGAGAAAUCUCACACCAGCUGUCUUGGAUCAGCCGUUGGACAAACAUUUGCUGCUGAAAUACUCGGCGUGGAAGAGUCACUCGCUUCACCAGCAAGCGGCUGCAGCUAAGAUGCUUUCAGAUGAGGCGGCUGUAGCGGCUGUGGAUGCUGCUAGGAUAGCAGCAGCAUCGGUAGGCUCCGAAUCAGCAGUAGGAAUUGCGGCAGAGAGCAAUGCUGCUGUGGCAGCGUUAAACAAAGCGGAGCAGCUCGCUGCUCGUACUGCAGCAUUUGCAAAGGCUGCACAGGCCGCCGAUGAGACUGCCGCCACCGUGGCUUCCCCGGAUGUACCACUUUGGGAGAGGAGCAAGAGGAACGCAUGUGUUGCAAGGCAAGCCUGGCUUUCCGUGCAGCAACAGCCGCAAUGCAGGCAUCAUGGAACUGCGGUACGUUGUGCAUUACAAGUGGAAGCAGCGGUGGCCUCGGUUUUCAGCAGGUGCCUUGCUGACACUUGGCCCUUUGAGCACCCUCCAGAGUUUGACUCCCGGUUUCGUCCUUCACGUAUCUAUGAAGAACACUCCGAAGCUCUAUUUGGGCUAUGA
This is a messenger RNA of Cyclospora cayetanensis, 1143 nucleotides long. RefSeq lists its product as uncharacterized. The transcript has 2 exons. Lineage: Eukaryota; Apicomplexa; Conoidasida; Eucoccidiorida; Eimeriidae. Gene Ontology annotation, biological process: mitochondrial proton-transporting ATP synthase complex assembly; mitochondrial protein processing. Gene Ontology annotation, molecular function: metalloendopeptidase activity. The record is from RefSeq and is a predicted model, not a curated record. Gene Ontology annotation, cellular component: extrinsic component of mitochondrial inner membrane. Bases 1 to 1143 code for a protein of 380 amino acids.